This is a messenger RNA of Eucalyptus grandis, 2044 nucleotides long. Its product is annotated as rop guanine nucleotide exchange factor 3. The transcript is spliced from 8 exons. Gene Ontology annotation, molecular function: guanyl-nucleotide exchange factor activity. Lineage: Eukaryota; Viridiplantae; Streptophyta; Magnoliopsida; Myrtales; Myrtaceae. The record is from RefSeq and is a predicted model, not a curated record. The coding region runs from base 404 to 1846 and encodes 480 amino acids.
CGAACUGUUCUUCACACCACCGUGUAAUGAGGUGCUCCUAUAAAACUAAGACCCAUUUCCCACCUUCUGUUAUCCUCGUUCAACACACACUAAAAAUCGCUACUUUUCAAGUUCCGCCAGUCACUUUCCGGAAAUCUUCUCCGAGAAGUGCAAUAUUCGAUGACGGGCAUCUGUUUUUGGAUCAUAUAAAGAGACGGGUUGGAUCAUGCAAUUCAAAACCAUGUGAUUGCAUUUUAAAAGAUUCCACAGAGAGAGAGAGAGAGAGAGAGUGCUUAGGAGGGAACUGUUUCAAAAACGGUUCUGAAUAAGCUUGUUGCGAGUUGAGACAACCAGCAGGUUCAAAUUCGAAUGCCGAAGCAGCUAAAGCGCUGAGGAGCACUCCACAAGCUCGACAAUUUCAGCAAUGGAAAAAUUGUCAAUUUUGGAUGAAAAUUCUCAGCCCGCUUGCCGAGCUUCACCUUCUUUGGCCGAUCGACAUGACCAAUCCACCACUGAUACCGAGACCCCGAUGAGUGCAGACUCUUUCAUGUUUUGCCGCACUAACUCAGAGGCCUCGACAUAUUCGGAGCAGACAGACGAUAACUGUUCCUCUAGCGAGCCUUCCCCCUUGUGCUGGCCGAGUGUCAAGUCCGGACGCCAUAACCAUAUCACAUUUGACGGACUCGAUGUGAAGCAGCAAAAGCAGUGUCUAGAAGAGAAGCUAUACAAUCUUGAAUCAUCGGAUUCAGCUGGUGUAGAGCUUGAGAUUAUAAAGGAGAGAUUCGCAAAGCUUUUGUUAGGAGAGGACAUGUCCGGGAGUGGGAAAGGAGUCUGCACAGCUGUGACAAUCUCUAAUGCCAUAACCAAUCUUUAUGCUACUGUAUUUGGGCAAAAUUUAAGGUUGGAGCCUCUGAAUCCCGAGAAGAAGGCGAUGUGGAAGAGAGAAAUGAACUGCCUUUUAUCGGUCUGCAACUACAUCGUGGAAUUUGCCCCCACCUUGCAGACUUUACAGGACGGCACGACUGUCGAGGUGAUGACAAGCAGACCGAGAUCGGACAUAUUCCUCAACCUCCCCGCAUUGAGAAAGCUCGACGCGAUGCUUCUGGAAAUAUUGGACAGCUUCCAGGAGACAGAAUUCUGGUAUGCUGAGCACGGGACCGUGUCACCGAACUCGACUUGUAGGGGAUCGUUCAGGAGAGUUAUUGCGCAGCGCAAAGAAGAGAAAUGGUGGUUGCCUGUUCCAUGCGUAAGUCCCGGAGGCCUAUCGGAGAAGACGAGGAAGCAUUUGCAGCAGAAACGCGACUGCGCAACUCAAAUCCACAAAGCGGCAAUGGCAAUCAACAGCAGUCUCCUAGACGAGAUGGAUAUCCCAGAUUCUUACAUGACAUCUCUUCCAAAGAGUGGAAGAGCGAGUGUUGGAGACACAAUAUACAGAUAUAUACACGCAGCCGACAAAUUCUCUCCAGAUCGUCUACUGGACUGCCUCAACAUAUCGACAGAGCACGAAGCACUCGAUCUAGCGGACAGAGUCGAAGCUUCGAUGUAUACAUGGAGAAGGAAGGCAUGUAUUAGUCAUUCGAAACCAUCAUGGACCAUGGUAAAGGAUUUCAUGCUGGAGACCGGCCGAAACGACAAAAACUAUAUGUUAGCAGAGAGAGCAGAAAGCUUGCUGCUUUCCCUGAAGCAGAGGUAUCCGGAGCUCUCUCAGACAAGCUUGGACAUAUGCAAGAUCCAAUACAACAGGGAUGUGGGACAAGCAGUGCUAGAGAGCUACUCAAGGGUCCUGGAAGGUCUGGCGUUCAAUGUCGUUGCCUGGAUCGAAGACGUGCUCUUUGUAGAUACAUCCAUGAGGAGCCAAGAUCAGUAGGAAACAGUUGGCGCGGUCUGCAUGAUAGCUCACGUAUUCUUAAGUUUCAAGCAUAAAGCUGAGCGUAAAUCUGUAAACAAGCUUUCUUCGUAGUGUAUAGCCCAAUUAGUUAAGCAGUUCGCUUUUCUUCGGCUGUAUAUCAGACAGUUCAUCAUGACGACGUACCAUGCCGUAGCGAAUAUAGCUACUUUGCAUUGA